Molecule: messenger RNA, 244 nt
Organism: Cylicocyclus nassatus
Lineage: Eukaryota; Metazoa; Nematoda; Chromadorea; Rhabditida; Strongylidae
Source: the annotation of a GenBank genome assembly
GUUUGUUCGUGCUGGGCCAUACUGAUUCACUUCGUCGCAUUAACUUCUGGAACCGAGUGUUGGCCUGGGCCGAAGAACGCCACGCCGUGGUACCUGCUGCUCAACUGGACCAGUAUCUUCCUCCUGGACAACGGGCGUGACCGACGAUACGAAGCCUCGAGGAGUCGCUCCUUCGCCCCGACACCGACCGGCCGUCCUACUGUACCCCUCCUCGUCUCCGGCUGAUGCUGUUCCGAUCCAGUAC